GGCUGCGUUGGUGCCGGUCCGUGCAGGCGGACCCGGAGCUGGGAGCGGCUCCAGCACAGGUGCUGCCGCAGCGUCCGGGCAGCGGGGACAGCGCGGGACUGAGCUGGCAGCGCCUUCCUGAGCCUCGGUGUCCCGCAGGGCCGGGACCAGCCGGGACCUGUCAUCAUGUCCCUUUCAAUGGGCCAUCCCCGUGGGUGUACAGCUGUUCCCGAGGCCGAUCUCCGAAAGGCUUUUUCGGCACUCCUGAUGUGUCAGGAGCAAGGGGCUGUUUGUUGCGAGCAGAGAGAUUCCGGCUGUGAGCUGGAGCAGAGUGAAUUCUGCUCCAUCCAUGGGCCUCUGAAGGAGCUCCUGCAUCUCCAGGAGAAACGUGCACCCGGGCUGACUCACUUGCCUGGCACGCAAGAAACGACUCGUGAGCAUGCAGUGAGUGAAGAUGUGAAGAAUGGAAUCUGCAGCAGCGAUGGCAGAGUGAGGGAGCCCCUGGAUCCCCAGGGCACAUCAGCAACCGGCCAUGGGCACAGAAGCAUCCUCAGAAGAUUGGCGGGCAAGAGGUUCAGCUGCCAUCCCGUGCUCCCCUUGGUGCUGAUCCUGCUCCUGGUGCUGGUGCUGGCGUUGGCGGUGGCCUUGGCUGUGCAGUCAGCACCACAGGCUCAAGUUCCAACUGCGACUACUCCCGUGGUUCUGGGCUGUCCCCCUCGCUGGGUUGGAUACAAUGGAGUCUGCUACUACUUCUCCAGGGAUUACAAAACCUGGGAUGAGGCUCAAGAGCGGUGCUCCGAUCUCGGGGCCUCCCUGGCCAUUGUCAAGGAUGAGGCAAUGGAUUUGCUCUUCCGCCUCGGCGGGAACGGCGAUUACUGGGUGGGGCUGCGCAGAUGGGGCGAGCACCUGCAGUGGGGGGACGGCAGCAGCUUCAGCUCCUCGGUUCCUGUCCUGGGCAAUUCCGAGUGUGUGUACCUGGCUGAGGAGAAAUUCAGGAGUGUGAUCUGCUCGAAUCCGCAGCCGUAUCUCUGCAGCAAGCCCCGAGCUCCCCUGUAACAGGGGCUGGAGAAAGGAGCUUCUCCACGCUGGGCAGUCCCAGCUUCACCUCUCAGCCCAGCUCAGGGCUGGCCUUUCUCAGCUGCACCCUGUGCCUUGCACUUGCUCUCAGGGUCACCUCAGUGCCUGUUCAUCCCCCUGCCAGCGCUGGGCUGGCUGUUCAAAGGAAAAGUCUGUGCAAUCCAUCCUGCCAGCCGUGCUAGCUGGAGUGAGGGGAUUGCCCUCAGUGCACAACAAGCUCUGGUUGAAAAAUGGUCUCU
Messenger RNA from Oenanthe melanoleuca, 1295 nucleotides. RefSeq names its product early activation antigen CD69-like. The coding region runs from base 166 to 1035 and encodes 289 amino acids. The transcript is spliced from 6 exons. NCBI's taxonomy places the organism in Eukaryota, Metazoa, Chordata, Aves, Passeriformes, Muscicapidae. The record is from RefSeq and is a predicted model, not a curated record.